GGUACAUGAAAGGGUUUAACCGCUUAGCUCUAAGAAGAACAGAGUGCUCUUUUCCUGAAGUCAUGUACACAAGCAGUUAUCGCCAUGUUUGUUUCCCUUGGCAACCUCCUCUUUGGUAGACCGUGGAACUACUCCGUGGUGUGAGCUGUCGCAUUUGUAACUCAUAAUAAAACCUCCAGAGUUCUCAUCAUGGCAGGGGAGGAUGACAACAUUGACACCAAAGAUUUGGAGCUUGAGAGAAUAAUUGGUUUCAAUGGCAAAGUCCAGAGUGGUUUGAUGGUGCAUCCUGACCGGGAGCACAUUGUGUACCCACUAGGUUGCAACAUCAUCAUUGAAGACAUCACAAAGGAAGCCAAACAGUGCAUUCUUUCAGGUCACACCAAUGAUGUUACUUGCAUCGAUAUCUCAAAUGAUGGUCGUUACAUUGUUUCUGGACAAGAAACAUUCAUGGGUUUCAAGGCCAUUAUCACUCUGUGGGACUACGCCACGAAAAAAGCCAUUCAAAAAUGGGAACUGCACAAGGUCAAGGUUCAAGCUGUGGCUUUCUCUAAAAGUGGGAAAUAUGUGAUUUCUCUUGGUGGUCAGGAUGAUGGAUCAGUUGUUGUAUGGGACAUGGUGACCAAAGAGCCAAUAUGUGGUUCCCCUGCUCAGGUGGAAAGUGCUGGCAUCACAACGUGUUUGGCUACUUCAAAAGUCAGUGAUGAAGUGUUCGUCACCGGAGGAGACAAUACUCUACGUGUGUGGACAAUUGACAAGGAAAACAGGAAGAUUAGGCCAUCAAAUACAAACUUGGGUGGAUUCAAGCGUUCCAUUACUUGCAUAGAGAUGGUAGAUGACCAAGUGGAGGACAUGCCUUACUUCUUCUGCGGCACCACCACUGGGGACAUCCUGUGCAUCAACAAGUCAACCAACAUUCUCCAGUUUGAGUUUCCUGGCAAGGACAAGUUCUGUCUUGGAGUCACAGCUAUUUCUUUUGUUAAAAUGACUGACAAGGGAUUCAAUAUGUUGAUUGGCACAGGCAGUGGCAUUGUUGGUAACUACAACAUCAGCGUGUGCUUUGAAAAAGGAAACAAGGUCAAGACCGUCUUCAAACACAGAUCUGAUGCAAAGCCAUGGAAACAUUGUGAAUCUGCUAUUACAUCCAUUGCAAAGAGAGGUGCAGGACAUCAGUUUUUCGUGGGGACUGACCACUCACAAGUCUACAAGUUCCAGUUUGCUGAUUACUCUGCUGAUCUCAUCAAGACAUGCCAUUCAUGCCCUGUUAACGACAUUAUUUUCCCCUUCGGUGUGGCUCAGCUGAUUCUCACCUGUCAGGAGGGUGAGAUCAGGGUUUGGGACUUGACCACUGGCAGAGAGUUGCGGAGGUUUGUCCUUGCAAACAAAGUCUGCAAUGCUUUGGCAAUCUCACGGGAUGGAAAAAUUGUUGUUUCAGGUUGGAAUGAUGGAAAAAUCAGGAUUCUGGGAUUCAAGAGCAAAGACCUUUCUUUGGAACUGAAACAUGUGGUAAUGGAUGCCCACAACAAAGGUGUCACAGCUGUAGCACUGACCACCAGAGGAGAUCAAGUUAUAAGUGGAGGUGGUGAUGGCAUGGUACGAAUGUGGGAGAUCAUCACUUUCAUGGACCACACUGGAAAGAAGGAGAUGAGAGCAGAUCUUCGGCACAGCAUGAAGGAACACAAGAACUGUGUGUCAGAGAUUGUCAUUGCCAGCAGUGACAAGGAGUGUGCAUCAGCCAGUGGAGAUGGAACCACAAUCAUUUGGGAUCUCACGAAAGGCUCUCGUAAAACUGUAGUGUUCGCCAACACUCUGUUCAAAAGUGUGUGUUAUGGUGAAGACGAGCAUCAGAUCAUCACCUGUGGCACAGAUCACAAGAUUGGCUACUGGGAGACGUAUGACGGCUCAAUGAUUCGCGAGUUGGAGGGCGCUAAGGCGGGAGCCAUUAACUUCAUGGACAUCACAUCAGACCAGAAGGCUUUUGCCACUGGUGGAGAGGAGAAGCUCAUUAAGCUAUGGCGCUACAGAGAAGGAGAGGUUACUCAUGUUGGUAAAGGCCACAGCGCUAACAUCAGCAGGAUAAGGAUUGCCCCAGACAAUCGAAGUUUAAUCAGUGUCAGUGAAGAUGGAGCCAUUUUGCAGUGGAGAUUCCCAGCUGUUUAAAGAAUGAGUAGCAACCUAUCUAAAGGGCAGAUGUUCUCUUUUGAAUCUUACAGACCUCUCUAAUUUGAAGAAGUAAAAUUUUAUUUUUUAAAAUUCUGCUUCUUGGCUAUUAACUGAUAUUGUCUUUAAAGAUUACAAGAAAACUAUUUAUAAUUUUUUUUUGCAUCAGAGUCCAUAUAUACUAAACCUGAAGAGUGAUCCGAAGCUCACAUUCUCAUAAUAGUGGAAGUGGAUGUCAGGAUUUUGAUCAAAUCAAUUUGGUCCCCCAAAAAUCAAUCACACAUGGCAUGCGGAUACCAUUUUUGGCUCUUACUUUUCUCAGAUGUCAGACAUUCUCACCUGUUCUCUGACCUUUUUAAGGGUUGUAUAUUUAUCAAAGUAUCACAGUGCUUCUUUUUAAAUCAUCUUUUGUGUUCUGAGUCCUUAAGUGUGAAUAUUCAGAAGUACUGGAGCAAAAUGGUACACAACUGUACCUCAGCAUUGUAUGAUGAAGAAAUGGUUCAUACCUUUUCCAUUUACAACUUUUAAUUGCUGUAAUAGCCAUUCUAAAUUCUUUUUUGUGCAUGUACUGUUUUCUGUAGAUUUGAGAAUGUGGAAUAAGUGGGAAGAUGAAUGAAUGAAUUUCUAGGUGAAUUUAUUGUGUUGUUUUUAUUUCCUGUCAUUACUGAAACAACCAGCUAUAUAACUGUACACUAUGGAUUUGCUUUUUCAUUGUGAUGACUGAGUGUUAUUGGAAAGAAAUUCAGUAUUGGGUCAUUUUUAUACAUGAUUUACACAAAGUAUAUAUAUCUCUUUAAAAACAUGUUUUUUUUAAGCUGCCUUCCAUUGUAGAUGUUAUUUCCCAAUUGUAAUGUGAAAUUUAUUUUGGAUUAGCUUUUAUUGAGAAGAACAGAUAGCUUCUUUUCAUUUUAUCACUUUAUGUCACACUAACACUUGAAUAUCAGUCAAUGAUGUUUCUCUUGUUCAAGUUUAUUAUUAGGUACUCUGAACAUGAAAUCAGAGAUCAUAAAUAUAAAGAUAUGAAAACAUACCGCUGUACUAGAGCAACCAUGUGGCACACAUUUGCCAUAUUCUGUGGUCAAAAGCCUUAGAAAACAUAUUGAAAAAUAAAUUGUACUGUUUGAAUCAUU
Messenger RNA from Aplysia californica (California sea hare), 3287 nucleotides. Its product is annotated as cilia- and flagella-associated protein 52. Gene Ontology annotation, biological process: cilium assembly. The record is from RefSeq and is a predicted model, not a curated record. Lineage: Eukaryota; Metazoa; Mollusca; Gastropoda; Aplysiida; Aplysiidae. Gene Ontology annotation, molecular function: protein binding. The transcript has 13 exons. The coding region runs from base 190 to 2157 and encodes 655 amino acids.